This is a messenger RNA of Phaeodactylum tricornutum CCAP 1055/1, 2370 nucleotides long. RefSeq lists its product with no specific name. Bases 1 to 2370 code for a protein of 789 amino acids. The transcript is spliced from 6 exons. The record is from RefSeq and is a predicted model, not a curated record. NCBI's taxonomy places the organism in Eukaryota, Bacillariophyta, Bacillariophyceae, Surirellales, Neidiaceae.
AUGUGUCAUCAAAAUACAUCCAUGGCACGAAGAGUACUAACAACACUUCUGGUAUUUUCAGGGGCGAUUCAUGUCUCGUCACAGUUUAACUCGGCUGUUCAGUGUCCCCAAUCUCCGGAUGUUACGGGCUACGUAUCAAUUGAAGCUUUGAAUAAUGAUAUGGAGGCCGAGAGAGAUAGAAUUCAGUCCGAAGGAGUUGAAUCCGCGCUCUCAUCCUAUACAUUUACACUAUGUCCAAAUCAAGUAUUCGAUGCGGCAAAUGAGACGCUAACUCCAGUGCUCAGUGGAGCGCAAUUCGUCUGUGGAGCAACUGGUUCAUCUCAAGACAGUUGCUCCAUCUCAAACGGACAAAAUCAAGUCCUGAUCGAAGACUCAACAGUUGCAGGCUAUCCCAUCGAAACCGUUGGAUUUGCUGGUGUAACUUUUUCACAGUUUGGAACGUCUGCCAUUGCGGGAGGCGCUGACUCGACUACGACAGUGAUUCUUAAUGACCCUACUUUCUUGAUGAGCGGAAGCAGUUUCGCUACGCUUCAGCAAAAUGGCGACCAGAACAACCCGUUUUCACUAGAAGUUACUCGUGGGGCUGUGCGAAACCUAGAAGUUGGCUCACCGCCAAGCGGCUCGAUAUUUGCAAAUGAAGGAGGGGAACUCGCAAUCAACGGCCUCGAUGUCGUAAAUCUUGAUGCUGCUUCCAUCGUAUCAUCAUCCAACGGGGCAGCAUCAAUAAUUCGUAGCGUCACCGUCUCUAGCAGUGACAUCGAGACUUUGUUUUCUACUACCAACCGCGCUCAAACGACUGCUGCUGUAAUUGACGUGCAAAGAAUGGGCAGUAUGUCAGCGAUUUUCGACUCAAUGAUGGCGUCGGUGGCGAUUUCUGGACUUAACGUUGUCAACAACCAAAUGCCGGAGCUGUGGACUGGUGUUGCUUCGAGAGGUCUUUCUGAUGUUUCCGUCACCAACUCUACCUUUCGCGACAACGCGGGGUCAGAGCAUUUGUUUCUCGCCUCAACCGGUUCUCAAAUAAACGUGGAUUCGAUCGAAGUCGCUGAUUCGUUGGGUUCACUCAAUAUUGUAUCAGGGGUGGGCACAAUGUCAUCGGUUUUUUUUGUUUUCAAUGAAAGCGAUGUGGGUAUGAGUCGAAAUUGUAUUGUAGACAGUGAAGUGGAUGCGGCAGUCUUCGUCAGCGGGACUUCCAGCUCUACUUCGUCUCUGAACUACAUUAAUUCAACUCAAACGCAAGUUUGUCAAGCGCCUGGCGAGCGCCUCGUUUUGGAGAAUACUGGAGAGGCAAACUGUUUCAUUACUGCCUUGUGUAACACGCGGUGCGGAGUUUGGGCCGACCAAGUCAGCUGUCGGGCGGAUGAGCAAGUGACUUCAGCUCCAACACCUUUUACGACGACCGCACCGACCCUCGUCGAGAGCACGGUACCAAUGGAAGUCGCUUCCGACACACCUUCAAGUGUGCCAACAAUGUCUAUAGGACCUUCUGCUAGGCCGCUUGUCUCUGAUGUUCCAACGUCAUCUGCUGUGACCAGUUUUCCGACAGAAAUCGCAUCCAAUACCCCCACUAUAAUGCCUACAACCUCAUCGGCGCCUACACUGGAAGGGUCCGAGCCGCCUUCUCAGCUCCCCACCAUAGAAGUGAUGCAAAGUCCGACUUCGUCUCCAACUGAAGCCCCACCAUUUGACGGUGAGACAUCUGCACCAACGUUUACGCCUUCUACUGAGAGCCCAACAUUUGAAGGGGAGACAUCCACACCCACGUUCACGCAAUCAACACGUUUCCCAACGAAUAGCUCACCUCCUUCCGGGGUCACUUUGCAGCCUUCCUCAGCACAAAGCAUCGUCGCUUCAUCGUCUGCGCCCCCAUCUUCCCUAGGUUCGGUCAGCUUCGCUCCAUCGUUUCGACCGACAGAAAAGACAAGCGAGUUUCCAAGUUCCAAGCCAUCCUGCAGUACCGCGCCGCCUAUUCUAGGAAUCGGAAAGGGGAAAGGCAGUUCAAAAAGCUCAAAAAAAUCGAAGAAGAGUGCCAAAGGCAAGGGAAAGGGCAGUGGAAAGGGCAAAGAUUCGUCGUCCAAACAAGACGAUCCGCAAUUUGACCCUUUCUGCCAGCCCUCACAUAGUCCGACCCUAAGCCUUCCACCAACGGGAAAAGGAUCGAGCAGAAGCAGCAAUAGUGGCAAAGGUGGUAAGAGCGGAAAGGGCAGCGCGGGUAACAAGAAUGGUAGUGACAGCAAAAUGAAAAUGAAUAGAAGAAAACUUGAGGACAACGUCACAGUCAGUGACUCCAGAAAUGAUUUCAUAGAAGUCACAGAAGAAAUGGAAUACAAUGGGACCACAGAACUGACAGUGAAACGCUAUUUACGGUAA